AUGCAACCAAUAAUGUCAAGCCCAAAUGUUGAAAGAAUUGGAAUGGCACUGAGGACUGCAUUCCUUGCCAACAAGACACGCCCACUUGAGUGGCGUUACACUCAACUUAAAGCCAUCAAGAAGAUGAUUGCAGAGAAUCAAUCGGAUAUCUGUCAGGCUCUCAAGAAGGACUUGGGCAAGUGCGAGUCCGAGUCGUCGCUGUCCGAGAUCAACUUGGUGCUGAGCGAGUGUGAUCUGGCCAUUUCAAACCUCGAGAAGUGGACCAAGACCAAGAAGGUCUACACACCCGUGCGUCUCCAGCCCUCCUCGUCGCAGAUCAUCAAGGAGCCGCUGGGUGUCGUGCUGAUCAUGUCGCCCUGGAACUAUCCCGUCAACCUCGCCGUCAUCCCCCUGAUUGGUGCCGUCGCCGCUGGUAACUGCGCUUUCAUCAAGCUGUCGCCACACUCACUCAAUGUCAGCACACUGCUGCAUGGACUCGUCGAGAAGUACUUGGACCGCGAGUGCAUUGCCAUUGACUUUGGCGAUGUUGCUGUCGCACAGGCUCUGCUGCAGAUGCAAUGGGAUCACAUCUUCUUCACAGGUGGCGUUGAGAUUGGUCGCAUCGUCUACCAAGCUGCCGCCAAGCACCUCACACCCGUCACCCUCGAGCUCGGAGGCAAGAACCCAUGUAUCAUAGACAAAGAAUGCAACCUCAAGCUUGCCGCCAAGAAGAUCGUUUGGAGCAAGAGCUACAACUCUGGACAGUCAUGUGUCGCACCAGACUAUUUGUUCAUUCACAAGUCACAGCUGGACGAGUUCUUGGAGCUUGUCAAGCACUUUAUUCAUGAGUUCUUUGGCGACGACGUCCAGAAGAGCCCAUUCUACAGCAGAUUGAUCAACAAGUUCCAUGCCGAGCGUGUGUCCAAAUUGAUGGCACACGGCAAGGUUGUCAUUGGUGGCCAGGUCGACAUUGAGGAUCGCUUCGUCUCGCCAACAUUCAUGGUGGACCCCGACCUCAACUCACCACUGAUGCAAGAGGAGGUGUUUGGUCCAUUGUUGCCAAUACUCACUUAUGAGAACAUGAGCGAGGUCGUCCAGUUUGUGCGCUCCAAGCCACAUGCCCUCACACUGAUGCUGUACUCAUCGAGCAAGACCACCCAGGACUACGUGUUCAACAACACACAGUCUGGUGCAGCCCUCGCCAACGAGGCACUGCUUCACUUCACCUCGCCCUACCUCCCAUUCGGUGGAGUUGGUCACAGUGGCAUUGGUGCCUACCAUGGAAAGCUUACAUUCGACCUAUUCACUCACAAGAAGGCCUGUGUCCGAUCAUCCUCCAUGCAGAUACUCGAUCUCCCAGUUAAGUACCCACCCUACACAGCAUUCUCUGACUCUGUCAUGACCACCGCUUUGAGAACCAAGUGGUAG
Messenger RNA from Acytostelium subglobosum LB1, 1407 nucleotides. RefSeq lists its product as hypothetical. Gene Ontology annotation, cellular component: cytoplasm. Gene Ontology annotation, molecular function: aldehyde dehydrogenase (NAD+) activity. Gene Ontology annotation, biological process: aldehyde metabolic process. The transcript is spliced from 3 exons. The record is from RefSeq and is a predicted model, not a curated record. NCBI's taxonomy places the organism in Eukaryota, Evosea, Eumycetozoa, Acytosteliales, Acytosteliaceae. The coding region runs from base 1 to 1407 and encodes 468 amino acids.